UACUACUGAAAUCAAACUCGACAGAGAAUCGAGAAAAUGGAGAUGCAGAAAUCAUGAGCAUAGAUGAUGUGAUCCAAGAAUGCAAGCUUUUCUACUUUGCAGGACAAGAAAGCACAGCCAAUCUUUUAAUUUGGACAAUGGUUCUAUUAAGCAUUCACCAAGAAUGGCAAACUCGAGCCAGAGAAGAAGUUAACCAACUGUUUGGGAAUUCUAAACCAAACAUAGAAGGGAUAGGACACCUAAAAGUUAUAUCCAUGAUCUUGUACGAGGUCUUGAGAUUGUACCCGCCUUCACUGAUGUUUUAUCGGUCUAUUGAUGAGGAAACGAGACUCGGGGAAAUGACAUUACCAGCAGGGUUGCAAUUUUUGUUGCCCAUAAUUUUGGUUCAUCACGACGAAGAGAUAUGGGGAAAAGAUGCGAAAAUGUUCAAACCCGAGAGAUUUUCCAAUGGUGUGGCGAAGGCAACAAAGAACCAAAUAAUGUAUUUUCCAUUCAGUUGGGGACCAAGAAUAUGUGUAGGAAAUAACUUCACAUUACUUGAAGCAAAACUAGCAUUAGUUAUGAUUCUUCAAAGGUUUUCUUUUAAGCUUUCUCCUUCUUAUUCUCAUGCACCAACCUAUGUUGUAACCCUUCAACCGCAGAACGGUGUUCAUUUGAUUUUGGAGAAACUGUAAUCUCGGUUGGAUUCGUGUUAACUUCUUAAAUUUGAAAUAAAUAAAAAAUUAAUCAAAUUUAAAGUAUUGUUAUUAUUAUUAUUAGAUUAAAGGAAAAGAAGAAUCCAUCAACUCAAAUAAUUCAUUCAUGAACCCUAAUUUAUCUUCUAUGAGAGACGGAGCAGGGGCGGGCCCUCCUGCUAUGGAGAUCUUAUCUUCUCUGAUGGAGCUUUGAGCCUAUCCAUUCAAUCGGAGAAGACGACGCGGAGGUUGGAAGCUAGUUUCU
Molecule: messenger RNA, 939 nt
Organism: Impatiens glandulifera
Lineage: Eukaryota; Viridiplantae; Streptophyta; Magnoliopsida; Ericales; Balsaminaceae
Product: cytochrome P450 72A397-like
Exons: 2
Coding region: 54-674 (206 amino acids)
Molecular function (GO): monooxygenase activity; oxidoreductase activity, acting on paired donors, with incorporation or reduction of molecular oxygen; heme binding
Source: RefSeq, a predicted model, not a curated record